Messenger RNA from Procambarus clarkii (red swamp crayfish), 3587 nucleotides. RefSeq names its product leucine-rich PPR motif-containing protein, mitochondrial. Gene Ontology annotation, cellular component: nucleus; mitochondrion. The record is from RefSeq and is a predicted model, not a curated record. Gene Ontology annotation, molecular function: mRNA 3'-UTR binding; protein binding. Gene Ontology annotation, biological process: regulation of mitochondrial translation. Lineage: Eukaryota; Metazoa; Arthropoda; Malacostraca; Decapoda; Cambaridae.
CAAGAACAUCUUGUCUGUCUUUGUUGACAAUGGCCAGCCGGGUCCCGCUACUUGGUCUCCUCGCUGCUAAAUGUCCGUUAAUAAGACAUUCCCUCAAUAGACAGACGUUUUCCACCUUAAAAAAUACAAAUGAAUUUCAAGGUCGUAUCCCUUCUACCAGAGAAUUAUGGAGCACAACUAUUCUUCAAACACAGCCAAUAUCCACUAACAAAGAUGAAAUAAAUAAACCUUUGAAACAAAAUAUGAUUGAAAGUGAUAAAUCACUAUCUGAGAUUAUCUCAAAUCUAGGAGAAAAAUCAGACGAGGAUGAAGCUUUGAAAAUGUUGAAGAUGAAACUUGAAAAACUUGGCCAGCUGAAUGUGAGUGACUUAGAGAGGGCUGUAAGUAGCUUGACACAACGAACGGAUGCCCUGACAGACCAUGAUUGCUUGAAGCUGCUGAAUUUCACCUUAAGGAUGGUGCAGAAUGAAUAUCGUUCUUGUGCCAGUGUUGUGGAAAGCAUUUGGAAGUUGUGCACUGAGAGAUCAAAUGCAAGACUUACUCUUGAGCAUAUUGAUAUAUUUCUUCAUGCAACUCUGCUUACUGGAUCUUCUUGUACUUCCAAGGAGAUAUUCAACUUGCUGGAAGAUCACCAAUUGGAACCAAGUCGUGAUAUACUAGAAUUGCUGAUAUUAGUACUGGGUCAUUGCGGAGACUUGGCUGGGGUCACCAGCAUUCUCACCGCUAUGAAGCAAAGAAACAUUCCAAUUACAGAGACUGUGUUUAGCGCCUUCAUCAUGGCACAUGGCGCAGAUGGUGAUUCCAAAGGAAUAGAAUCAAUAUUGAGCUCCAUGAGAAGUGUACAGAUGACCCCCACCAACAUCACUUAUGCAGCUAUGAUACAUGCAUAUGGUGUGUCUGGGCAGAUUUCAGAGAUGAAGCAGGUGGUGGCACAGAUGAAGCAAGCUGGAGUUGCCUUAACUCAUAACCAGUUGGCAUCACUUCUGCUCAGUCUUGUCAAAGCUGGAAUACACUUCGAGAAUAUGGACUGUAUUGUGGAGCUCAUAGAAGAAAGUGGCAGGGGUUUCAACUUGUCCCGGGUCGUGUUGCAAAUAAUACACUCUGGCCAUGUGCACGAAGCUAUACAUCUUUUGCCCAUGAUCCCACGUAUACGUGAUAACAAUCACCUCUACUCCAAUGCUGCAAUCUACAUUCAAGAGGUGGUUCACACUCAAGUGGAACCCAGUCUUGUAGUUGAAAUUUGCAAACAACUACAGAGUAAGGAAAUAAACCGGUUUGCUUUCCACGUAGCCUUAGAAUAUGCCUUGCGAAUGAAGAAUGAAAAAUUGGCAUGGGCUCUUAUGAAAGCAAUUAAGGAAAGUGGCAGUCUGCUCCGUGAACACUACUUUUGGCCUCUGCUCCACAUGAGUGCUGUAGCUAAUGAACCCACAAAGCUACUAGAGUGUGUGCGUGAAAUGAUCACACUGGGAGAGACUCCGGGUUUGGAGACGCUGAAGGAUUACAUUAUUCCUGGUCUUACUGUAAACCACCCAGACCUAACCAUGAAGAUGCUCAAGCAUGCUGGCUUGACGGUAACCACGGCUGCGACACCUUUACUCAUUGUGCUUAUAAAAAAUAACUUGUUUAAACAAGCCUUUGAAUUUGUGAAGAAGACAAAGGUUUCCUUUUCUCUUCGUGACAUAACUACCACUUUAGCUUCAGCUUGGUCAGCCAACCCAAGAACCAUCAUCUCCUUGUUAGCUCUCCUCAUUGAGAAGAGUAAAGAGAAUGUGGUAGAAAAUGAGCUUGAUGCUGAUGACUGGGGUGGACAAUUUCUGCUGGAUUUAGGUACUUCAAGAGCUGGACUUAAUGCUGAGCGGAUUCGUCCUUUGUUUAAGGAACUAAAGAAGAAUGGGAUCGGAAUAUCAGAAAAUUCUGCCGACUUGUUGAUGACCCGAUCCAACAGAUAUAUACAAGAGGCAAUCAGAAAUAAUAUCAACAUUAUUCUAAACCCUAAGAUGGGUCAUCCUCCUAAGGAACAGGAGUACAACAUUCUUCCUCAUCCUAAGAGUAUGACAUCCGAGGAAUUGGACGGUCACAUGACUGAACUUCAGUCAAAGGGUUUGAAUGUGCGAGGAACCCUACGCAGGCUCCUGCUUCACCAUGCUUCAAAAAAUGACACCGAGAGUGUUUUAAAUCUCAUGAAGAAGGCAACAGAUGAUGGGAUUAAACUGAGUGCUGGAAUGAUGGCAAGCAUCCUCAUGGCAUAUGUCAACAAUGGAAAUGCUAAUGCUGCUUUGGAUAUUUAUGCUAGUUUGCAAGAGGAGCAUCCAUCAUUUUCCUUGGACUCUUUCAAAGUGAUUGAUCUUUGUACACUUUUGAUUCAAGAUGGCAGAAGUGAAGAGGGAAUUGUAACACUCAGAAAAUAUUUAAAGAAUAUCAACCAGGCUGGUGAUGGUGAUACUACACAAAUUAGAAGAAACUGUAGAAAUUUAUUAAUGGCUGCUGCAACAACUGGUGACUAUGAGCUGACACAUCAGCUCUUCCAUAUGCUGCAUUCUAAGGGUCUUGUAAAAGCAGAAAACCUUUCUUUGGGUGCCCUAGUAAAGUGCAGACUAAAUAGCGGCAGUCUCUUAGCAGCAGUGCAGGAAGCAGAGAUGAUCUAUGAAAACUACAAAUGUCUUCCCAUGAGGAUUGAAAUCCUUAUCCUCCUUAUUCAUCAUUCUAAAUGCCAGAGUGAAAAGAUGAAUUUGUCUGAUCUCUUCAGAAGGGGUGAAGACAGCUCCAACCCAGCCAGUGAUCUACUGGAACAGAUGCUAAACAUCAUUGUGCGGUGUCGUGGCUUGAGCCAAGCUCGACAUGACCUCUUGUUUGCGUGUUUAGAAGCGGGCCAACCUCUUGAUGCAAGAAAAGUGAUGCAGAAUUUGGGCAAAGAGUUGGAUUUGAAAUUAGUGUAUCGUCAGCUUGAGAGGUACUCAAAAACUGAGCAAGAUAAUACCUUGACACACUUUUUGACGGCUUCAAAAGGAAAUAUUGCCGUAAACCGUCAGAAGAUUUGUGAUUCUCUUCUCAAUAUAUAUUAUGUGCAGAGUGCAGGUGACAAAGCAUUGUCACUGUGGACCAUGAUGCAAGAGGAGGACUUGACUCCAUCAGAGACAUUUCUCUCAACACUGGCAUCACUUCUGGCUGCUAACAAUAUGAAGAUACCAUUCCAGAUACAGUGAUCUGGAUAAUUUGCUUAGCAAUAAAAGCAUUGCCAUUGCCAGGAUCUGAUACGACAUCAGAUACACAAACCAGAGAAUGAAAUCAGAGCUUACAAAAUGCAGCGUCUGGAUGAUUUAGACCAAUGGUUACAUACCAACAUCGAUGAAGACCUCGGAAUCAGGGUUGACCAAUGCUUUGAGGAACUGGCAGACCGACAUUGCCACAACACCGAGACAGGAUUCACCAAACAUCUGACAUCUCUGUGUGUGCGGGUCCCUGACUCGGAGAUGAUUUCUAAAUUUCACUGGAAUCAACCUCAUCGAGGACUAAAUCACACUCUUAACCCAUGGACAGCAGCUGUAGAAAAAUGGUAAUUUCUGUCUGUGCAAUAAAAUUAAAAAAAA